Corvus hawaiiensis (hawaiian crow) is the source of this 2600-nucleotide messenger RNA. RefSeq names its product methyltransferase 5, N6-adenosine (gene METTL5). The transcript has 8 exons. The record is from RefSeq and is a predicted model, not a curated record. Gene Ontology annotation, biological process: rRNA methylation. Lineage: Eukaryota; Metazoa; Chordata; Aves; Passeriformes; Corvidae. Bases 14 to 664 code for a protein of 216 amino acids. Gene Ontology annotation, molecular function: rRNA (adenine-N6-)-methyltransferase activity; nucleic acid binding.
UUAAACCAUAAACAUGAAGAAAUUAAAGCUUAAAGAACUGGAAAGCUGUCUUCAACAAGUUGAUACUUUUGAAAGUCCAAAACUACUCCUGGAACAGUAUCCAACAAGACCUCAUAUUGCAGCAUGUAUGCUUUAUACAAUUCACAAUACUUUUGAUGAUAUUGAAAACAAAACAAUUGCAGAUUUAGGAUGUGGUUGUGGCAUGCUCAGCAUUGGAAGUGCAAUGUUAGGAGCAGGAUUCUGUGUGGGGCUUGACAUAGAUGCAGAUGCAUUGGAAAUAUUUAAUAGCAAUAUUGAAGACUUUGAGCUCAUGAAUGUCAACAUGGUUCAGUGUGAUAUCUGUUCUUUAUCUGACAGCAUGUCCGAUACAUUUGACACAGUUAUUAUGAACCCUCCGUUUGGUACCAAGCAUAACAAAGGAAUUGAUAUGAUUUUUCUGAAAACUGCUCUACAAAUGGCAAAAACAGCUGUAUAUUCCCUUCACAAAACUUCAACACGGCAGCACAUUCAAAAGAAAGCAGCAGAAUGGGAAGUGAAGAUGGAAGUCUUAGCAGAACUUAGGUUUGACUUACCAGCAUCAUACAAGUUCCAUAAGAAGAAAUCAUCUUGUCCAGCAUGGGAAGACAAUUCAGUUCAAGACAAGUUAAUCAGAUUCUUUCCCUGACUAGCAGUCAUCUACCAAAGGCGCAGAUCCUCAGUUCAUAACAACAGCAACAAAACUGAGAGCAAACAACAUUUGUUCAUUAAGUCAAAUCCAGCCUCUCAUCACUAAGCAAAACAUCAAUAACAAAAAUGUUCAAUUCCUACAUAGGUAUAAUGAGAAACAUUUCUGAAGUUUCUGUCUCAUGCUUAGUCUUUGAAAGUUCACAGAACUUACUGGAGGAAGGAAUGAAAAUAUCUGCAUUUACUGAUACAUCCUAAAGAUGUCUAGUUCUCUCCUUUACAAAUGUCUCUUCAUUGCAGUUCUGACUGAACAGUGAAUCAAGUAUCUUUGAUAACACAUAAGACAUUUUAACUUGGAAGUAACUUUACUUAACUGGCAGCAAGUAUAUAAUCCCAGUACAUCAGAUGCAGUCACAAAGAAGCAGCUACUGGCCAGAAAAUUAACUGGGAUCAGACAAUUUCUAUCUAGUUGCUCUUAAGAUAGCGUGUGAAGAUUAAUCCUUGAGAAAAAAAUGUAGCUUUAUGAAGCUGUCAGAAAUUAGUUUGAAUUCAGUUUUGAACUAUGAAGCACAGAUUUCUUCUUUCUCCCUUUGCACACUAACACACUCGUUAAAUCCGGCUACAGAACAUAAAGCAGUUUCUUGGUCCCAUUACCGCAGUUCAUAGAUCUGUGAUCACAAAGGCUGCUGGUGAAGAUGGUUUUGCACUCAUGUCUUGCAUGUUUUAUUGGGAGAUGUAACCAUACACUUUCUGCUCUUCUGCCACUUGCAGGGCAGUUACAUAUUUCAGAGCAUCAAGAUGACUGGCAACACUAAAGCAGGGAAAACUCCCCCGAGGUGCCCUUGUUACAGGAAAUUAUGUUCUUCAUCAGAAUACUCAGUUGGCAGCCUCACCUUCUUAUUUUAGUAGUUUAAUUCCCCAGUAAUUGUUCAGCCUACUGCAGUCUGCAGUAUUCCCAUUUCCUCCUCUUCCUGAUCUCAAAGCCGUAUUCAAUCCUUGGACCUACAUGUAGUUCUUUGGCACUCACAGCCUUGAAAUAUGCAUCCUGGUCUCUACUGCUGUGCUUGCACCUGUACCUAACACUGUAACACUCUUUAAAGCAUGACUGCAGCAAGUGUUAGUUGCCAGCUAUGCUGAGUAUGAUCUGUUUGUCUAAAAAGCACUUUAGAAAACCCAGGCCAGGGCACCCAAGCUGAGAGUUGCAGUUACUUCAGAGAUGUCCCACAUGAGCCAGCCUGACUACAGGAGAUUGACACUUCACCACCAUUCAGGUGCUGGUACUGUCAUAACACCCAACUUGUGAGAGCAAUUAAGUGUUCUAGUUUACAUUAUACCCAGUUUGGUCUAAUUUAAUGGCAAACUAUAGAGCAGUCUCGGCUUUUUCCAUGGGAUCAACUAACUGACCACUAUCCCAGUCUGCCUCUGCCCAGGUACCAAAAUACCCAGAACCAGCAACUCAGUUUCCACAUAAGGCUCAGCUCCACUGUUAAGAAGAGAAGAAAACAAAGUCUACUUCCUUAGCAGUGUUUUCAAAAAGCAUGAACCAACACAAGCCUUAGGACACAUCCUUUAGAAUAAGUCUUCCACGUGGAACUUUUUCUAAAAAGCAUCCUUUCAGCUGCAAGUAACAAACUGUAGGCAAGACUAAGAAAGACUCAAGCUUGCCAUGCAUGGAAUUCAGUUCAGCGAUUGAGCUCUAACCUAUUUAGAACAAAAGCAGAAGCAGCCUUCUAAUGUAAGAGAAAUUCUAGCCUUCUCUGCACAUGCUCACUUCAGACUCUUUAGCUCAGUCAUUUGGCACAGGACAACUUCCAGAUCAAUAGUUUUCAGUUGCUGUGCAGCAGUGAAGACUCCAAUGAACAGCAAUCACAGUCUGAACUGCAUACAAAAUUCUACAGAAGAUUUUAAGGGCUUCCUUAAUAAACUACAUUAACUUA